UUUCUUUGACACCUAAAGGAAGAAAGGAGGAUGAGAGGAAGGAGGGGAGAGGAGGGGAAAGGAGUUACAUCAGAGGGAAAGAAGAGCUCUUGAAUCAGGGAAAGAGGAAGAAGAACAGGAAGGAUUGCCCACUCCAAUACUCCCUCUCAUGGUUCUUGGAAGAACAAUGGGGGAGGAAGUCAUGGAGUCGAACAUCUGUAUCGUCACUUCCUCAUUGCUCUGGGGAUGCAAAGGGCAUUGUUCUCUCAACUAGGACCCAGAGCUGAGAAGGGAUCCCCACUGGCUGGGCUGCUCUUGAGGAGAAGCAGGAUGGACCGAGGGAGAGUCUCUGAAAAUGUGCUGGAGAAAAAUAAGACGCUUGAGGCUGAAAAGAUCUACAGGAUCCUCAGGGUCAUCCACAUUGUCCUGGUUCUCUUGGCUCUCAUCCUGGCUGCAGUCCUGACAGUGAUGGUUCUUCUGCUCCCAGAUCUUCAAGAGCAAAAUGGCCAACUGAAGGAGAUGCAAGCCUCCAAUGAAGCACUGAGAGAAAAAAACAGAAUUCUCAUCAAGAAAGUUCCAGAGUCGUGGAUAGUCCACAAUGGAAGUCUCUACUACUUUUCCUGUGUGGCUAAGUCCUGGGAAGAUGCUGAGCGGUCCUGUGUGUCACUUGGCUCCCACUUGACUUCGGUGACUUCCGUGUCUGAGCAGGAAUUUAUUUAUAAAAAAGCUAAUGGUGCCGGCUAUUGGAUGGGACUGAAUAAGCUAAAGAGCUCAGACUGGAGAUGGACUGACGGGACCCCUUAUAAUGAGAAACAUACCAACAAUUUUUGGGCACCAAAUGAACCAAACAAUUUAGGAGACAAUGAACGUUGUGUCCAGUUUUUAAAGAACAGCAUCCGCUCAUGGAAUGAUAACAGUUGCUUCUAUCCCGCCAUGUAUAUUUGUAAAUGGGACUGCAAGGCCUCUGCAUUAUGUCCUUGAAUCUGAAGAGAGUCUCUGACUUCUGAGGACUCUCCUACCUGAAGAAUGGACACAGAUGGCAAACUUUCUUCCAUUUACCAUCCGCACCUACACACCGGGCUCCAUUUUUUAUUUCUCACUUAAAGCCGAUCUGUCGAGGCCUGAUCAGCUGGACCAAGGGAUGCUCCCAACCCAUCAGGCAGCCGCAGACCCUCCUUUCCAUGUCAUCAUGGCCAGAAUGAUGGCCUCAGCAUGCCAUCUGCACCUGUGCCUCCAUGACCUUCAUACAUAUCUACACGUAUCUUCUUGUUCUUCCCAGGCUUCCAGCACUUGAGCCGGAAAGGAAAUUGGGGAGACCCUCUGACCUGGAACUCAUAAGCUGGCCCUGCUCCCUGCAUUGAUGACUAGUUCUAGAGAUUACAAGGUUCUAAUUCAUGUCAUCCCUGCAAUACGUAGCCUUCAGAGUCGCUCUGGAUCCCCUUUCCUGGUCAAUCAGGGAUUGACUUCAGCCAGCCACAGUGCUUAUCACUGAGGAAUCAAAGCCAGAAGGGAAACAGACUUGUUAUAGCUUGCAGGUUGGGGCUGUCAGGAUGCUUCUGGGUAAAGAUGAUCAUUGAACCUCUGAGAGUUUACUGAGCUAGCAGGCAAGAGGAGAUAACACCGGACCGGGAGGCAGGAAAGUGGAGUUUGGUCCCAUCAGUGUGGUAAGCUUGGCCUGAGAAAACUGGGGUUCAGAUCAAGUUCACCAAAUGACUGUAUUGUCAUUUUUGGAGUCGCUUGGCUUCUCUGCCAUAUUUAAAGAGCAGUGCUAGGAAUCCUACCCAGUGACAUCCUUCGGCACGAGAAUUCGGCAGAGCAUCUGUUAAUAUAGUUUGGAAUCUGUACAGAGGCUGAUUUGAUAGUUCUUGGUUUGUCUCUUCUCAGACACUUGUUAGCUGGAGGAAUCUGGGCAAAGGUCUCUGUCAGCCUUAGUUUACAUAUCUGUAAAAUGGGGACAACCACACCUGUAGCAGUAUCUGUCACCUGGGCAGCUUUUUAAAUCCUUUUUAGCACUGUGUGAAUGUCAGUCUUUAUUCCUAUGAAUAAACAGUUUGGAAAGACCG
This is a messenger RNA of Monodelphis domestica (gray short-tailed opossum), 2042 nucleotides long. Its product is annotated as C-type lectin domain family 4 member K-like. The record is from RefSeq and is a predicted model, not a curated record. Lineage: Eukaryota; Metazoa; Chordata; Mammalia; Didelphimorphia; Didelphidae.